GCAGCGAGUGCCUGCUCCCAUCUCUGCUCUCCUGAUAAGCGAACUCACAGUUCAUCUGCUCAGCAUCAUGAAGGUCUCCGGGGCUGCCCUGGCCGUCCUCCUCUGCACCAUGGCCCUCUGCAGCCAGGUCUUGUCUGCACCAGCUGGUGCUGACACCCCGACCGCCUGCUGCUUCACCUAUGCGCCUCGGCAGAUUCCACGCACAUACAUUGUCGACUAUUUUGAGACCAGCAGCCAGUGUUCCAAGCCAGGUGUUAUCUUCCAAACCAGAAGAGGCCGGCAGGUCUGUGCCAACCCCAGUGAGGACUGGGUCCAGGAAUACGUCACCAACCUGGAGCUGAAUGCCUGAGUGGCCUGGCAGCUUUGAGGAACCCAGUGACCUCAGUGGACCAACAGGAGGCAGGGGCCUGAGCCUUGGAAACACCCCUGUCACCUCCACAGCUACCUCUCCUGUGGGCUGGUUGUUGCCAGCACCCACACUCUGGGACUCUUCCUAACUUAAAUUUCAUCUUAUUUAUACUAUUUAAUUUUGUAAUUUAUUUUGAACAUCAUGCUGUGUUUGGGACUCUGCUCCAAGAGAUCUCAGGAUACCUUCUUCACCACCCUCCCCUCCCCCUUCACUUGCACUGUGAUUGGUAACAAUUGAGCGACUGUCAUCAGUUUGUUCUGAGCAGAGGUGGCACCAAAGCCACCAGACUGACAUAUAUGUAUGAAACGUUUCUGCUCAGUGCCGUGUUCAGCAUG
This is a messenger RNA of Myotis davidii, 744 nucleotides long. Its product is annotated as C-C motif chemokine 3. NCBI's taxonomy places the organism in Eukaryota, Metazoa, Chordata, Mammalia, Chiroptera, Vespertilionidae. The transcript has 3 exons. Gene Ontology annotation, cellular component: extracellular region. Gene Ontology annotation, molecular function: CCR chemokine receptor binding; chemokine activity. The coding region runs from base 68 to 349 and encodes 93 amino acids. The record is from RefSeq and is a predicted model, not a curated record. Gene Ontology annotation, biological process: cellular response to tumor necrosis factor; positive regulation of ERK1 and ERK2 cascade; cellular response to interleukin-1.